Pseudomyrmex gracilis is the source of this 1164-nucleotide messenger RNA. RefSeq names its product odorant receptor 22c-like. Gene Ontology annotation, biological process: sensory perception of smell; detection of chemical stimulus involved in sensory perception of smell. The transcript has 6 exons. Gene Ontology annotation, molecular function: odorant binding; olfactory receptor activity. Lineage: Eukaryota; Metazoa; Arthropoda; Insecta; Hymenoptera; Formicidae. The record is from RefSeq and is a predicted model, not a curated record. Bases 1 to 1164 code for a protein of 387 amino acids. Gene Ontology annotation, cellular component: plasma membrane.
AUGAAGCGCGCAAGCACCAUUAGUUAUUCGAUCGAAAUCAGUUUCCGUUUCAUAGGCCUGUGGCCGGAUUUAUCUUACGCGAGUUUCUAUUGGUUGAGCUACAUAACGUCGAUAGGAAUAGUGCAAUAUUAUCAAUACGCGUAUAUAAUCGCGCAUUUUACAUUGGACGAUCUUUGGCUCCUGAUGGACUGUCUCAGUCUUACCUUGGGAUAUACUCUCGCCUGUGUUAAGCUUUGUGUUUUAUGGCGGAAUCGUGGAAUAUUUCAUAAUAUUGUGAGAGCAAUGGAGCAAGAUUGGAAAGAAUGCGCUGUCAACGAUUCGUACGUGUCCACGAUGACGAGCAUGAGUGAUCUGGCUCAACGUUUUUCCAAUGUACUGUUCGCCAUCUACGCUUUUUCCACUUUUUUCCUUACGAUAGGCGAGCACAUGCUGCAGUCGGUAGACGACGCCAAUCGGAUGAACAAUCAUUCGCGAGAACUUCCCAUAAAAAUGGAAUUACCUUUCGAAGUUAGCAACUCGCCGAUCUUCGAGUGUUUUUUAGUCAUACAGUUUAUAUACGACUUGAUAAUAGCCUCCGUAGUUGGUUUUAUAAACGCGAUGCUCGUCAGCCUAAUACUUCAUGUAAGCGGCCAAAUCGAUAUCUUACGACAAAACUUGGUCGACAUUUCCAACGGCAAAUACAAUCGCGGUACAUUUUUGAUCGUCAUCAGAAACAUUAUUCACAAGCAUCAGAGAAUCAUCACCUUAUCCGAAAAUAUCGAAAAUCUGUACACACACAUCGCGCUGAUACAACUGUUGUGGAACACCUUGGUUAUUUGUUGCACCGGUUUUGUGAUUAUAACCACCAUCAGUAGCGGAAAGGACGCAACAGGUUUGAUCAAGUCUGUGAGUUAUUACGUGGCGAUAACACUAGAAGCUUUCAUAUUCUGCUUCGCCGGAGAAUAUUUGAGCGCCAAGAGUAAGUCGAUCGGUGAUGCAGUAUACGAUUCACUUUGGUACGACAUGCCGUCGAGUGACAGUCGCAUUUUAUUCUUCAUGAUGGUGAGAUGCCAAAAACGACUGACGAUCACUGCGGGAAGAGUCGUUGAUUUAACUCUAGAAGGAUUUACAAAUAUUAUGAAAGCUUCUGUAUCUUACGUAUCGGUGUUAAAUGCGAUGUAUUAA